GGCCGCCCGCGCCGCGCCUUAAGGCCGGGCCGGGACCGGCGGGGAGCGAGCGGGAGCGCGGGGCGGCGGCGUCUCCUGCUCGGCCGUGCCGGUACCGUGCCGCCGGAGCUGCAACCCUCGUAGCAGAGAUUCAAGUGGGAAACAGAGGGGGAAUCCAGAGACAAACCAGCGGGGGAAUUAGGAACUGUGACGCCGUGUCCUCUCUCCUGUGCCGAAGGAAGCAAAGGAAAAGAGAGGUAGAGGAAAAAAGACUGAGCCUUGCAACCAACCGUCACCCUGACGAUGUGUCAGUCAAACACCCUGCAGGGACCAGAUCUGCACACAGGGAAAUGGCUGCGUUCAGGGAACGGUGGCAGCAGCAGCUGUGCCGGGGACCAGCACCCACAAUUGGAGAGCCCAGGCCCGGCUGGCUCUGCCGGUGGUACACCAAAUAGGAGAACUCGUUUCAGGUUGCAAUUUCCCCAGCUGGCCCUGAGGCGAAGGUUGGGCCAGCUAAGCUGUAUGUCUAGGCCUGCUCUGAAACUCCGUUCUUGGCCUCUGACUAUUCUCUAUUAUCUUCUGCCUUUCGGUGCUCUUAAACCGUUGACCAGAGUGGGAUGGAGGCCUAUGAGCAGGGUUGCUCUGUACAAAUCCGUACCAACUCGACUGCUCUCACGAGCAUGGGGUCGCCUGAACCAGGUGGAGCUGCCUACAUGGCUCCGGAAGCCGGUUUACAGCCUGUACAUCUGGACAUUUGGAGUGAACAUGAAGGAGGCAGCUGUUGAAGAUCUACAUCACUAUAGAAACCUCAGUGAAUUCUUCCGCAGGAAGCUGAAACCACAGGCGCGGCCAGUCUGCUGUUUGCACAGCGUGAUUAGUCCCUCUGAUGGAAAGAUCCUGAAUUUUGGCCAGGUAAAAAACUGUGAAGUGGAGCAAGUAAAAGGGGUCACCUAUUCUCUGGAAUCCUUCUUGGGACCUCGCAUCUCCACAGAGGAACUGCAUUUUAGCCAGGCCCCACCUGGUAACUCCUUUCAGCAACAACUAGUCACAAAGGAGGGGAACGAGCUCUAUCAUUGUGUGAUCUACCUUGCACCAGGGGAUUAUCACUGCUUCCACUCACCCACUGACUGGAGAGUGUCGCACCGACGUCACUUCCCAGGCUCUCUGAUGUCUGUGAAUCCUGGAGUUGCUCGGUGGAUCAAGGAACUGUUCUGCCACAAUGAACGGGUCGUCCUUACAGGUGACUGGAAACACGGCUUUUUCUCUUUAACUGCUGUAGGAGCAACAAACGUGGGCUCUAUCCGCAUCUACUUCGACCAGGACUUGCAUACCAACAGCCCCUGUUACUCUAAAGGUUCCUACAAUGACUUCAGCUUCAUAUCCAACAACAACAAGGAGGGAAUCCCCAUGAGGAAAGGGGAACACUUAGGGGAAUUUAACUUAGGCUCUACGAUUGUACUGAUCUUCGAGGCACCCAAGGACUUCAAAUUCCACCUCAAAGCGGGACAGAAAAUCCGCUUCGGAGAAGCACUGGGCUCUCUAUAGAAACUCAGCAAGAAGGUUUUCUACACAAAGGGACUCUUGUCACACCACUGAGUGUUUCACUUAACAAGGAUCAUCACUCAGCAGGACCUGGGUGAGGAAAACAGAUGAUGUCAUUGCUAUGUUAAACUAUAUUUACAUGCUGCUGAAGGCAGAAAGAGAAUGGAAUGACCAUGUAUGUAUCAGGUACAGCUGCCUUUAAAGAUGUUGCCCAUGGAGGUUUCUGUCCCACCCUGUGCCUGUAGUCUUUCAUGUUCUCCCCCCUCAACGUGCCACAGGAUAAUUAUGUUCUUAGAGCCUGUAAGUCCAUGUUAAGCCUUCCUGGUCUGUGCAGGUGCAAUGGGGAAGGGUGGAGGUAGAGAUUACCUGUAUCUAAAGGGACAUUGACAGGCUGAGUCAGACCUUGUACCUUAGAGCCGCAACAUCUUUUUUUCAGACCUUGAGUAAAGAAUGUGUUCUCAUAUUUAUUUUAUUCUAAGACACUGCUGACAUCCUUACGUGAAAGGCAGCCUGUGGAUGCAUAGAGCACCAAACAGUUAAAUCGGCGACUGUGGCUGCACAGUCCAAACUAAACAAAACGUACAACAGACAUCAGCACAACGAAUUACCCUCAUCCACAUUUUCUGCUGCUAGUCAACUUUAAUUCUUGUACCUGACAUCGUCCCUUUAAAAAUGCACUGUGUUUUAAACCUGAAAACACUAUGUCUACAUUCCGUGUGAUGAAAAAUCCCAAGAUGACUAGUUUCCUUAACAAAAAAAGAAAAAGCAGGUGAAACUGUGUGUCCUGUUCCUAAUCCAUGGUUUUAUUUUGCUGUUCCAGGCCUUAAAGACUUUAUUUGUGUGAGAGUUACUUCACCUCUUGGAUUAUGGGGUUAGAAGACAUAGGGGCUGUUUUUCUUGUGUGAUGCAAUGAGAUGGCAGUCAGAAUGUUCUUGCUAUAUAUCUUCAUUGUUGCUUUGUCACUAAAUUUUUGAAGAACUAAUUCCUCUACUUACAGAACAGUUUCAGAUACUUCAGGACCAAUUUUUAUUGCACAGUGAAAUGCCCUAUGCACUGACUGUGUAUGAAAAUAUUACAGAUCUUUGAAGCAAUCCUGCGUUGCCUCCCAGGUGCCAACCUGGCCAUCCUAUAAUGGACUGGCAACAAUUUCAUCUUAUCUAAAAUAUAAAAAGCCCCCACACCUGCUCUAAUUUCUGCCCUCAUACUUAAUGCCAGGAAUGUGCUGGGGGCUGAAGGGUCUAUGCUGAAGCUACAUCCUACAGCAAAACUUGAGCCUCUUUGUAACUUCAUGUCAAGAAGAGUUAAAAAUCUGACACCUUGGAGCUGCUGCAUGUGGCGUUACAUGGCACUGCCAGAAACUGGUGCCAAAGUGAAGAUGAAGAAUUGAGUUUUAAAUCAAAGUAUCGAUUGUUUUUUAAACUGUUUCCAGUCCAGGCACUCACACAUUGAGAACUGAUGUUGCUGUCCAGAGCUUGUUAGAGUGGACAUGCUUAUGAAACCUGCCUUUCUGCUCUCUGAAAGAUGUCUCAUAUUGCUUCCUUGCUUGAGCCUUGGGUGUGUUUUCUGCUACUUCAAGGAGAUGCUAGGCUUUGACCAGCUCUGAUUUCCUAAAGAAACACUUACCUUCUUUGUAUGCACUGCAGAAAAUAGAAUAUAAUUUUGUUGUACAAAUGUCCUGUAUGCUUAGCUUGUCAUCAGGAAAAACAGGAUGAUAAACUGCCUCUAAGUGAUGUAGCCCAGCCCUGACUCACAUGGUGGUGGCUGUUCAGGUGACAAGCAGGAGAAAAUUCAUUUGGCUCCGAGAGUCAAUGUUUCCUCACUUUACAGGGGGAGGAGUUUGAAAGCUUGAAGUGGCUCUCAGCCACCUAUCUUGUUAAACUUCUUGGCAUUAGCAACUUUACUCCUGCAGCAAUGUAUUACAGGUUACAGAAAUGUGCACUUUUUUAAACCAUCGAGUCUAAGGCAAACAUCAACUCCAAGUGGAUAAAGCUACAACUAGCCUGUUCCCUGAACUUCAGCAUCAUAUUAACAGUAGAGAACAAGUUUGUUCCAGUGGAUGGGAGAGCAGACACCUGAAUCUCUUGCCCCUUUUCCGCUGGGGCUAGGGCAGCCAGACACAGCCAAAGCAACUCUCAGCUUUAAUUUCUUCCUACUCAGCAUCAUCAUCCACAGUAUCUGAAGGUUACUGUAAGGAGGACAGGUUACCUGAUGUUUGCUUUAUUAGAAAUUGAAGGAAGAGGAGAGGAUUCGGCAUGCAAGUGGCUGUUGUUAUGAUGGUCUUAAUACUGUGCAGAGGUAGCAGAUUAACAAACAUUACUUGUUAUGCAGUGGUUGGCAACGCGCCCUGGAAGUGAGAGCAAAGUUCCUAGAGGGUACUGAUAAUGCUGUGAAUUUCUCCUGCAUGGAGAAUCCAUUUAAUUCUUCAACUGUAUCAGUAGCACGGUAUUUUUGUAUGUCAAAGUGUAUGACUUACUGACAUUAACUCAUUUAAUUGCAAACAUUUUGAAAUAAAGAAUCUUAUCAGUGUU
Molecule: messenger RNA, 4049 nt
Organism: Phalacrocorax carbo (great cormorant)
Lineage: Eukaryota; Metazoa; Chordata; Aves; Suliformes; Phalacrocoracidae
Source: RefSeq, a predicted model, not a curated record